CCAUCCACUCUCCAAUCCCCAGCGAGCGAGCGAGCGAGCCAGCCGGCCAAAGUUGCCGAGCCCCGAGCCAAAAGCAGCCGCCAUUAUUGGCGCUAGCUGCGCCACCCAAAGGCGGCCACUGCUUUGCUGCUCAAAAAGCUCCGGCGCCGGCGACGCGGCCAACAGAUGGGUGCCGAGCGCGCACGGCGCUGGAAGCUGCUGCCCUUCCGGUCCCUGUCCCUGCCGCCGGCGCCGGCGCCGCCGGCGUCCAAGGCGAAGAACAGGCCGCCGGGCGGCGCCCCUGUCCCGCCGUCCCCGGCGAGGAAGGAGGCGGAGGAAGAGGAGGUGCCGGCGGAGUUCCUGUGCCCGAUCCUGGGCGCGCCCAUGGCGGACCCGGUCAUCCUGCCGUCCGGCCGGACGUACGAGUGCGCGUGCGUCCGGGCAUGCAACGAGCUGGGGCUCUCGCUCGCCCCGGACGCAGUGGUGGCGGGGGAGGGGAGCACGCCGGGCGGUGGUGGUGUUGCCGUCGCCAUACCCAACGACGCGCUCCGGGCGGCCGUGCGGACGUGGUGCGCGCGCUCCGGUCGCGCGGCGCCCGUGCCGCCUUCUGCUGAGGAGGCGAGGGAGGCCGUGCUCCGAGCGGUGCCGGCGCCGGAGAGGGCGGCGUCGAACCUGUCGUGCUCAUCGGAGGCGGCGGCGCUUGCGCCGGCGAGGUCGGCGUCCAACCUCUCGUGCUCGUCGUCCGCUGCGUCGACGUCAUCGUCGUCGACGUCGGGCAGGUCGUCGAGGGAGAUGGCCGCGGCUGAGGUGGAGGUGGUGCGCGGCGGGAAGGGGGCAGCGAAAGAGAAAGAGCAAGAAGAGGAGCCCGCGCGUGCCGCGGACGCCGAGGAUGAGGCGGUGGCGAAGGCGGUGGAGGCGGGGGACGAGCGGGAGGUGGAGGCGGCGAUGGCGGCGCUGCGGCGCGCCACGCGGGAGGGCGCGGAGCGGCGGCGCGCACUCUGCGCGCCGCGCCUCCUCGCGGCUCUCCGCCGGGUGCUGCUCUCCUCGCGCCACACCGCCCUGGCGCGCGCCGACGCCGCCGCGGCGCUGGCGAACCUCUCCCUGGAGCCCGAGAACAGGGUGCCCAUCGUGCGCGCGGGCGCCGUGCCGGCGCUCGUCGACGCCGUCGCCUCCGCCGCCGCGCCGCCGGAAGCGCGCGAGCACGCGGCCGGCGCGCUCUUUGGCCUCGCGCUCCACGAGGGCAACCGCGCGGCCAUCGGCGUGCUCGGCGCCGUGCCGCCGCUCCUCGCGGUCCUCGCGGGCCGCGACCGCGACCACGCCCCGCGGGCGCGCCGCGACGCCGGGAUGGCGCUGUACCACCUCUCCCUCGCCGCCAUGAACCAGUCGAAGCUCGCGCGCGCCCCGGGCGCGCCCAGGACCCUGCUCUCCGUCGCGUCCGACGCCGCCGAGCCAGCGCCCAUCCGCAGGCUGGCGCUCAUGGUGGUCUGCAACGUGGCCGCCUGCGCGGAGGGCCGCGCCGCGCUGAUGGACGCCGGCGCCGUGGCGACGGCGUCCGCCAUCCUCUCCGAUGACGGAUCCCGCAACUCGGAGCUGCAGGAAUGGUGUGUCGCGGCGUUGUACGCCAUGAGCAGGGCGUCGCGGUUCCGGGGGCUCGCCAGGGCGGCCGGCGCGGACCAGCCGCUGAUGCUCAUCGCCGAGCAGGCGAGGCCCGGCGUUCACAAGGACAUGGCGCAGACGGCGCUGCGCACAGUGCUGGGCCUGGCCGACAACAGCGAUGACGACCAGAUCUCCGAGUGCAGGAGCAGCGAGGGCACCCAUGGCGUCGGCAAGCAGCCUUACCGCCGGCGCGUGGCGAGCUGGAGCGCUCCGCCAGCCGCGACGCCGACAAGCUCUCAUCAAUGGCGCGCUCCGCCAGCCGCGACGCCGACAAGCUCUCAUCAAUAGCGAUCCGUGUGCAUUGAUUAAUUGGCGUUCAUAUCUACCUGACGCUGUAAGACAUGCUUUGUUCGAUCAUCGGGUUCAAAUCUUGGCGUGCUUUCUUCUUCUUUGUCUGUCGACUGUCAUUUUGGAUUAAUGGUGCAGUGAGUUGGAGAUGAAACUAGAGACAGUUGUGCAGAUGCUAUGUAGUGCAGUUUGUGCGCGCUUUGUACUCUGCAGUUUACCGCUAUAUACUGUAGUGUACUGCUAUUUUGUUCUUGUUACGACAGCCAAACUGUAUAUAGGUUUUUGCUUGCAAGUUCUUGCAUGCCCUUUUAUUUGUUGUUAUGCUAGUUGCAAAUGUUACACAUAUACAUUAUGAAGGUUCAUAUGGUGAGUUUGGUGCCCAACUUUCACACAAA
Messenger RNA from Panicum virgatum (switchgrass), 2318 nucleotides. Its product is annotated as U-box domain-containing protein 41-like. The record is from RefSeq and is a predicted model, not a curated record. The transcript has a single exon. Gene Ontology annotation, biological process: protein ubiquitination. Gene Ontology annotation, molecular function: protein binding; ubiquitin-protein transferase activity. The coding region runs from base 166 to 1923 and encodes 585 amino acids. Lineage: Eukaryota; Viridiplantae; Streptophyta; Magnoliopsida; Poales; Poaceae. Gene Ontology annotation, cellular component: cytoplasm; nucleus.